CACACACAAUUCACAUAUUCCAUUCACGUAAGAUUCUCACACCAUAUCCAAAUCCUUUCGUUUUCUUCUAUCUUUCACCUCUCUUCUUCCCAACUCUACGUGUAUCUUUCUCCUCCUCCAUUUCCUAAGGCACCUUCCAGUCACAUUUUUAAGCUAUUUUUUUUUAAUGUGUGUUGGCAUUUAAAUUUUUAUCUCUCAACAUACUUCAAAUUUAAAUGCAAAUAAACUUUCCCAAAUUUGGUUUUGUUACUUUCUAAUUAAGCACUGCCACUACACUAUGUUGGAGUCUUUACUAUCUUGUUCCCAAACCCUCAAGGGAUAUGACUUGACCAAUCAAAAGAGUCCCGGCUAUUCUCGUGCUGCUUCGCGAAUUUGUAGAAGUUCUAAGCAAGUUCCGUUUCUAUGUCAUAGUACUGCUGUAUCAGAGAAAUUCACUAGAAGAACGUCUCUGGAUGUUCCUUCAUUUUCUGGUUGGAAAUUAUCCUAUUUCUCUAAGUAUAGGCCACUAAGGUGGGAACGGUUACAAACAAAUGCUACGUCAUAUGAUGUUGCUGGAGCUGUUGAAGUUGUCAAUGAUUUAGGAUUGGAUACUCUUACUUUCUUGGCUGUUACCGUUUUUAUCGUCCCGUCGUUCAAGUUUAUUAAAGCCAGUCCUAUACUUGGUUUCUUCCUUGCUGGGGUGGUGCUUAAUCAGUUUGGUUUAAUUAGGAACCUUGAAGAUGUUAAAGUUUUGUCUGAAUGGGGGAUCCUUUUCUUGCUGUUUGAGAUGGGUUUGGAACUUUCACUAGCACGUUUGAAAGCUCUUGCAAAAUAUGCUUUCGGAAUGGGAUUGACUCAGGUUUUACUAUCUACUUUAGCAUUCACUGCUUUUGAGCUUCCACCAAAUGGGGCUGUUGGAACUCAAAUUUUGCAAUUCCUUUUCCACUCAAGGUCUGAUCUGGUGAACAUCAGAAGUGUCGACGAAGCUGUAGUGAUUGGAGCUGCUCUCUCUCUGUCAUCUUCUGCAUUUGUUCUACAGCUUCUUGCAGAGAAAGGUGAGCUUCCUACAAGGCUUGGUUCAGCAACUCUUGGGAUACUUCUUUUGCAGGACAUAGCUGUUGUCCCUCUUUUGGUUAUACUUCCAGUACUUGAGAGCCAGACUAUGACUGAGGAAAGUAUUUGGCCCAUGCUUGCUCAAGAAAGUUUGAAGGCAUUAGGUGGAUUGGGUCUGCUUUCAUUUGGAGCAAAGUAUAUCCUCAGAAGAGUUUUUGAGGUUGUUGCAGAUACAAGAAGUUCAGAGGCUUUUGUUGCUCUUUGCUUGCUGACUAUUGCUGGGACUUCACUACUCACACAGAAACUGGGCUUCAGUGAUACGCUUGGAGCAUUUUUAGCUGGGGCAAUCCUAGCAGAGACAAAUUUCAGGACCCAGAUUGAAGCAGACAUAAGACCAUUUAGAGGCUUGCUGCUCGGAUUGUUUUUUCUAACUACAGGGACUUCAAUAGACAUGCAGGUUCUCUUGCGAGAGUGGCCAAACGUACUUGCGCUCUUGGCGGGUUUAAUCACGAUCAAAACAUUGAUCAUAACUGCGAUUGGUCCUCGUGUUGGCCUUACUUUACAAGAAAGUGUAAGAAUAGGAUUGCUUCUAUCCCAAGGAGGGGAGUUUGGAUUUGUAGUAUUCUCUUUGGCGAAUAGACUUGGGGUGCUUCCACUCGAGCUUAACAAACUGCUCAUAAUUGUUGUUGUAUUGUCAAUGGCGCUAACCCCAUUUCUGAAUGAAGCUGGAAGGAGGGCUGCUAGCUUUAUUGAAGAUCAAUCUGAUGACGAGAAUAAACAGAAAGAUCCUGAUAUGGUUAAUUUCGAUGUUAAUGAACCUGUUGUCGUCCUUGGAUUUGGACAAAUGGGCCAGGUCCUUGCUAAUUUGCUGUCCAACCCAAUGGCUUCAGAAGGAGAUAGUGAUACAAUAGGAUGGCCUUAUGUGGUAUUUGAUAUUGACGCCAGGGUUGUAAAGGAAGGUAGAAAACUUGGCUUUCCUAUUAUCUAUGGGGAUGGAUCAAGUCCAGGUGUUCUUCAAUCUGCCGGUAUCUCAUCUCCAAAAGCUAUCAUGGUUAUGCUCACUGAGAAGAAGAAAUCAUGUGAAGCUGUUCAGAGGCUACGAUUGGCUUUUCCUGCAGUUCCAAUAUAUGCCAGAGCUCGAGAUCUAAAACAUCUUUUAGAUCUAAAGAAAGCAGGUGCGACGGAUGCCACUAUGGAAAAUGCAGAGACUAGCUUACAACUUGGUUCUAAGUUGCUGAAAGGCCUGGGGAUGAUGUCCGAUGAUGUAGCAUUUUUGAGCCAGCUUGUUAGAGACAAUAUGGAGCUACAAGCUGAGGUAGCAGUCAGCCUACCAGAUUACCGGGAAUCAAAGAUCAUGGAACCACUGCAGGUGAGAGUUGCUGAUAUAAAGGAGUCACGCAUUCCGGUGGCAGCUACUACACCAAAAUAUGAAUUAUCAGUACAGAACCAGAAAGAUCAAGCUUCGUUGAGUAGAGUUCAGAAGGGAGCCGAUCCUGAAGAAGAAGAAGAAGAUUAUGAACUAAAUCAAGCUGUUAAAUUAGAAGGAAAUGGUGCUUCGUUUAUCAAACAAGAUAUUGAUGAAAGCUCAACGGUUGGAUCUCAAGAUGAUUUAGGACAGCAGAAUCUUCCGGAACCAUGAAUCCCUUCCCAUACUACUAUGGAGGAACCCUGACAAUGUAGGCAAGGACUUCCUCCCAUUAAUUUUUGUGCCUCUAACCUUGUAAGUUUAGAAAGAUUUGAGAAAGAUCAAAAUCCAUUUUUAUUGCAGAGCUAACAGUAUAUGUAUAGAAAAUAUCUCAUUAACAGCAUCAUUCAAACUGAGAUGCUCAUUUCAAUUCUUUGAAGACCAUAAAAUGUAUAGUGACUUUAUUAUAUGAUGAUGAUGAAAAUAAUGUAAAUUUCUUGCGCGCCUA
Molecule: messenger RNA, 2945 nt
Organism: Vicia villosa (hairy vetch)
Lineage: Eukaryota; Viridiplantae; Streptophyta; Magnoliopsida; Fabales; Fabaceae
Product: K(+) efflux antiporter 3, chloroplastic
Exons: 19
Coding region: 278-2671 (797 amino acids)
Biological process (GO): proton transmembrane transport; potassium ion transport
Cellular component (GO): chloroplast; membrane
Molecular function (GO): antiporter activity
Source: RefSeq, a predicted model, not a curated record